GAUUAUUUAACCAGAGACCUUAAUUUGUGUUUUUCACCCUGUUUUUCUUCUUUAUUCACAUUAUCAGAUCCCGUAUUUACUCCUAUAUAUACCGUUCCUAUCGUUUACCAAAGGCAUACAACUGUACUUGUAUACAGAUCCGUGCAUCGAUACCGCCAUGUCGACUCUCUUCUUAGACGAGGCCCCUCGCCCCUAUACAAAGGCCAUUCCACAUAUUGUGCAACAGUUACCUAAUCGCGCCAAAUCGUUCUCCAAAGAACUUUUUCCUAUUACCGAAUGGUUACCAAAGUAUAACCUGAAAUGGCUCUCAAGCGACCUCGUCUGCGCCAUCACCGUCGGCACGAUCGUAGUUCCUCAGUCCAUGGCUUACGCUAAAAUCGCGAAUUUACCUCCCGAAUUUGGUCUGUACUCAAGCUUUGUUGGUGUCAUGAUCUAUCCAUUCCUGGGAACAUCCAAAGAUAUCAGCAUUGGUACCACCGCUAUUAUGUCACUCUUGGUCGGUCAAAUCGUCGCUUCCAUUACAACCAUGCCCCAAUUUCUGUCUGGAGCCUGGACAUACAACGAUAUUGCCGUAACAUUGGCCUUGUUUGCCGGUCUGAUUUCUUUGGUGGUCGGCAUCCUGCGUCUAGGCAUCCUUUUUCGAUUUAUCUGUCAACCUGCUAUUGCCGGUUUUAUGGCCGGCAGCGGUCUGACCAUUAUCAUCAACCAGUUUAACAAAAUCUUUGGCAUCCCGAACAUCAAAACCACAGAAGCACCGUACCUUGUAUUCGGAAAAACCCUCAUCAACUUGCACCAUACCCACAUCGACGCUGUAUUCGGCUUGUUAUCUCUUGUUUGGCUUUAUGGCAUCCGUUACAUCGCAACGAAAAUGAUGACUCGAUACCCACGUUACGCCAAUGUUUGGUUUUACAUCAAUAUUACGCGCAAUAUUGUCGUGAUCGUUGUCACGACACUCAUUUCUUACCUGAUUAACCAUUUUGCCCAUUAUACCCAAAGUCCAUUCAAGAUUCUCGGCCCCAUCGCCUCUGGGUUCCAACACAUGGGGGUACCAGACGUUGAUACUUCCUUGUUAUCGCAUCUGAUGAAAGAUAUGCCCGGCAUUAUCGUGCUGCUAGUUAUGGAACAUGGUGCUAUCGCAACCAGUCUUGGCAAAGUCUCCGAUUACAAAGUGGAGAUGAAUCAGGAAAUUAUAGCUAUUGGCCUGACCAAUGUUUUUGCUUCGUUCUUUGGCGCUUAUCCAUCCACGGGCGCAUUUUCGCGUUCAGCGGUCAUGUCCAAGUCGGGUGCUCGCACUCCAUUUGCCAAUUUCUUUGUGGGCAUAAUUGUGAUUCUGGCGCUUUAUGCAUUCACUCCCGCCUUUCAAUAUAUCCCAGAUGCAAGCUUGGCAGCAGUGAUUGCGCACGCUGUGACUGAUUUGAUUUCCGGUCCUUCCGUUUGGCUCAAGUUCUGGAAACUCCAUCCCUCGGAAUUGCUCAUUUUCGCCGCAGCAUAUAUCAUUGCUCUCUUGACUCGAAUCGAUAUCAGUGUCUACGUUCCCGUAGGCUUGUCACUCAUUAUCCAGCUGUAUCGGGUUGCACGUCCCGAUUAUGCCGUUUUGGGUCGACUUGAUCUCCAGCAGCCUCUCAAUUAUCCUCAGGAAAAAGUCAGUGUUACCGAUGAUCUCGAUCGUCUGGAACAAGCCGUGUUCUAUUCUACCACCCACCCCACGCUUGGCCAGUAUGUUCGUCCCAUCGGUCGUGGCAUUGUAUGCUUCCAGCCUCGUGAGAAUCUUGUCUUCCAGAACGCCGACUAUAUCACGGAAAAGCUUGUGGAUGAGAUUAAAGCAACGACUCGACGUGGCAAACCUUUGGCAGAUAAGGUUGGCGAUCGGCCUUGGAACGAUGCACGUCAGUCCAAAAAAGGCGAAUCAGAAAAACCGUUGCUUCGAUCGGUGAUUCUUGAUCUUUCCGGCGUUCAUCAGAUCGAUUACACUGGUAUUGAGGGGUUGAUUGAUGCUGCGAAGAUGGCCGAACGGUACUCGGGUCAAUCGGUUCGUUGGUAUAUCGUGGUCGGCUCGUCCCUUGCCGUACGAAAGGCCCUCCUAUUUGCUGGCUUUGGCCGUCAACGUCGCCAGACUUUGCCGAAUGGAUUCUUCGUAUCCGAUCUAGACCAGCGUCGCAAUCACAGCGACCCCGCGCGUGGCCAUCGGGUGACAGACGAUGUCUGUACAAAGACAAGAGAAGAUGCCGGCAAUAACGAAGAUAUCAAUGCCACCAAACCGGAAGAACAUGUUGUAGUCAUUGAAAAUGUUGCCAAGGAGUACGACCGUCAGGAUUUGACACAACUGUCAGAUGAUCCGUCGAACAGUCCUCGUUCUGGUAAUGACAGCACUGCGAAUAAGCACGCGAGCGUCUCGACCGAUGGUUCCUCCGAUUGGUGCUAUUGCGAUGAAAAACCUCCUCAACCGGCCGAUGGUGACAUUAUCGGAGCGGUUCGAGACCGAUACCCGUUCUUCUUCAGAACAUUGCAUGAAGCUGCUCGGGCUGCAUUAAUGCAUCCUGGUUUCGAGGGCAACAUGGCGCAUGAUAGCGAUAUCAGUUUUUAUUCUGAGCAACGUGAUCUAUCCGAUGAAGAACAAGCUGCAGGUGCACGUUGUUAGUGCCGCAUUUAUUGUUUUCUUUGACUCUGCGCUUUAUUAUAUAUUGUAAUUUUCUAUUUUCUUAACUGUAUAGUUUCAUUUUUCGUGGUUGACCCUUUACUCGCCAUUUCGUCUCCUUCUCUGAUACUCUUACAUAUGCUUUUUUUUUUUUUUGUGUACAUGGU
Messenger RNA from Radiomyces spectabilis, 2802 nucleotides. RefSeq names its product sulfate transporter family-domain-containing protein. The record is from RefSeq and is a predicted model, not a curated record. Gene Ontology annotation, cellular component: membrane. Gene Ontology annotation, biological process: transmembrane transport. Lineage: Eukaryota; Fungi; Mucoromycota; Mucoromycetes; Mucorales; Radiomycetaceae. Bases 158 to 2638 code for a protein of 826 amino acids. Gene Ontology annotation, molecular function: sulfate transmembrane transporter activity. The transcript is spliced from 4 exons.